Messenger RNA from Stegostoma tigrinum, 1676 nucleotides. RefSeq names its product coiled-coil domain containing 160 (gene ccdc160). The transcript has 2 exons. The coding region runs from base 1 to 996 and encodes 331 amino acids. The record is from RefSeq and is a predicted model, not a curated record. NCBI's taxonomy places the organism in Eukaryota, Metazoa, Chordata, Chondrichthyes, Orectolobiformes, Stegostomatidae.
AUGAGGAGCAGGAGCUUCCAAGAGAUGGAAGAAAAUCAUUGGGUUGAAGCAUUAUUUCCUCCACAUUUCAAUAUGCAAGAUUUUAUUGGGGUGGGUGUUAUUUCGGAGCCAGUACUACUUUCUGAAAACUUUGCUGUCAGGAGAGUCAAAAGAAUUAAAAAUAUUUACCAGCAGAACAUUGAGAAUUUCCAACAAGAACAGAAACUUAAAAGAAAUGCCUACUUUUCGGGACAGACUGUAUCAGCAGCAAACACUCAAACUCCCGUUGAAGACCUGAAAUUACAGAUGUAUGGAAACCGUUGUGCUGGGAUGGUUAAAUCAGAAAAAUCAGACAGAAGUACUGAGAAUAGAAUUGAUGGAAUGGAAGAGCAGUGUGUGUGGAACACUGAGGAACUAACUGCAUUACAUGAAAUGAAGUGUAGAAAAGACAUCAAGCAUCAACAUUUACAAGCACAGCUGGCACUUGCGCAUUUUCAGGCAGAAGAUCUGAAGGCAAGCAACAAGAAACUAAAGGUGUGCCUGGAAAUCAAAGAGGCUGAACUUCAUAAGACUAAACUAGAUUUACAGAACAAUGCCUUGUACCUAGGACACACCACGCAAGAAAGCAUCAAAAAAGAUUUGCAAGUUCAGGGUCUUAAAGAAGAAUUACAAGAAAAGAUGGUGACCAUGCAUAACCUGAGCUCUCAGUUGCAACGGAACAGGCUGGAAACACAGGAUCUGCGCCUGGAAAAGCAGAAACUCAUCUCCAGAUGGAAACAGCAAGAACAGGAACAUCAGUUGGAAAAGAUCCAUCUGCAGGAAAGGUGGAGAGAAAAAUCGAGCUUACAGCUGAAGAAACGACAAACUGAAUUGGAAACAGUAAAAACUGAACUAAAAAAUGAGAAAUGUCAACAUGCUAAAAAUAAGCAAGCUCUGGAAUUGUUACGCAAGCAUUGCUCUAGUUUACCGUCGUUGGAACUAGUUGAAGAUUUUAAAGUUGACUUUUUGAAUAAGUGACAUGAAUCUGUUAUUUCGUUCCAGCCUAGAGUCAACCGGGUGAUAAUUGGAGCUUUGUUGUUUUUGAUUUUACAUAUCACUUAAAUUUAACACUUGCAGUUACCAAAUAUGAACCAAAAUCUAACUUUUUGAAGAGAUCUUCAAUCAGUUCCUGCAUGAAAUAAUUAUUGUCAUUUAGUUAUUGAAUGUUUCAGGACAAAACAAGGGCAGUUGGUCUCUCAAGUCUGCACCAAAAUAGAAAACUGAUGUUGUAUGAAACAUCUCCGCGGUGGCUCAGUAAUUAGCACUGCAGCCUCACAGUGCCAGGGACCUGGGUUCAAUUCCAGCCUUGGGCAACUGUCUGUGUGGAGUUUGCACAUUCUCCCCAUGUCUGUGUGGGUUUCCUCCGGGUGCUCCGGUUUUCUCCCACGGUCCAAAGAUGUGCGGGCUAGGUGGAUCGGCCAUGCUGAAUUGCCUGUAGUGUUCAGGGGUGUGUGGGCUAUAGGAGGAUGGGUCUGGUUGGGAUGCUCCAAGGGACAGUGUGGACUUGUUGGGCCGAAGGGCCUGUUUCCACACUGUAGGGAAUCUAAUCUAACUAGGAAUUUACGAAUUAAUUUUGUGGAGCAGAAAAUGAAAUUAUUCCAUGUUGUACCUGAAUUCUCUUAUUGUUUAGUUACAUGUUAAAUAUCCAGUUAUUUCAA